Aspergillus wentii DTO 134E9 is the source of this 2120-nucleotide messenger RNA. Its product is annotated as putative amino acid permease (Can1). The transcript has 2 exons. The coding region runs from base 35 to 1681 and encodes 548 amino acids. NCBI's taxonomy places the organism in Eukaryota, Fungi, Ascomycota, Eurotiomycetes, Eurotiales, Aspergillaceae. Gene Ontology annotation, biological process: amino acid transmembrane transport. Gene Ontology annotation, cellular component: membrane. Gene Ontology annotation, molecular function: amino acid transmembrane transporter activity. The record is from RefSeq and is a predicted model, not a curated record.
CUUGACUUCAUCGUCUGGAUAUCUCUUGGCCAUCAUGGCCUCCCACGACAAGGUUGCCUCUGCGCCUCCAGUCUCCAACGAUGAAUCCAUCGCCAAAAACCCCAUCGCCAAUGCGGAGAUGGACAUGGAAAAAGACGGCCAGCAACGCGCCCCGGAACCGGAGCUGAAGCGCAAGCUGAAGAGCAGACAUUUGCAGAUGAUUGCCAUCGGAGGAACGAUCGGAACGGGUCUCUUCAUCGGUAGCGGCACUGCCAUCGCGGAGGCUGGGCCUGCGGGCGCCUUGAUCGCGUAUAUCUUCGUCGGCACGAUUGUGUAUUCCGUCAUGACCUCGCUCGGUGAAAUCGCUACCUACAUCCCCAUCUCCGGUGCCUUCACCUCGUAUGCUGCGCGACUGGUCGAUCCCAGUCUGGGUUUCGCCAUGGGUUGGAUAUAUUGGUUUAACUGGGCGUCAACGUUUGCGGUAGAAUUGACGGCGACGGGCAUGAUCAUUCAGUAUUGGGACGAAAGUCUGUCAAUCGCCAUCUUCAUUGCAGUCUUCUGGGUGUUUAUCACGGCGCUGAAUUUCCUGCCGGUCAACUUCUACGGUGAAUUGGAAUUCUGGUUCUCGGCCAUCAAGGUGAUCACGGUGCUGGGUUUCUUGAUCUUCGCCAUCUGCAUCGACGCCGGUGUGGGCAAGCAGGGAUAUCUGGGCUUUCACUACUGGGGCACUCCUGGUGCCUUUGCGCCGUAUCUCAUCAAGUCGAAUGAAGCUGUCGCCAAGUUUGUCGGUUUCUGGGCCGUCUUGAUUCAGGCCGGUUUCUCGUAUCAAGGAACCGAGCUGGUGGGUGUCGCGGCUGGUGAGACGGAGAAUCCGCAGAAGACGGUCCCUUCGGCGAUUCGCAAGACGUUCAUUCGCAUUCUCUUCUUCUUCGUCUUGACCAUCUUCUUCAUCGGUAUCCUGGUCCCAUACGAUAACGAUCAGCUGGCAACAGACAACAACAACGCCUCGUCCUCCCCCAUGGUCAUCGCAGCCAACCUGGCCGGCGUCAAAGUCCUGCCUCAUCUGAUCAAUGCCGUUCUCCUCACCGUCGUCCUGUCCGCCGCCAACUCCAACGUCUACAGCGGCAGUCGAGUCCUCCUCGGCCUCGCGCAGGAAGGCUUUGCCCCCAAGAUCUUCGGCCGCGUCACCAGCUACGGCGUCCCCUACAUCAGCGUCAGCUUCACCGCCCUCUUCGGCGCCCUCGCCUUCAUGAACGUCUCCAACACCGGCGGCACCGUCUUCAACUGGCUCGUCAACAUCUCCGGCGUAGCAGGCUUCAUCACCUGGUCCUCCAUCAACCUGUGCCAUAUCGCCUUCAUGCGCGCGCUGGCCGCCCGCGACAUCUCCCGCGAUACACUCCCCUACAAGGCCAUCUGGCAGCCCUACAUGGCCUGGUACGGCUUCUUCUUCAACAUCCUCAUCAUCCUCACCCAGGGCUUCACCGCGUGGAUCCCCACCUUUAACGUGUCUGACUUUUUCGUCGCGUACAUCUGCCCCAUUCUCUUCGUGGUUUUGUACGUCGGACACAAGAUCUUCUACCGUACCAAGUUCAUCCAUCCCCUCGAGGCGGACUUGCAUACGGGUCGAUUCGCCCUGCAGAACGCAUCGUGGGAAACCGCCAAGCCGCCCAAGUCUUGGUAUGAGAAGAUUUGGCGGUCAUAGACAAACACAUAUAAAAGGGGGAAGUCGGAUUAGCGAGCAUUUCAUAAUAGGAGUUGGGAGUCUCAUAUAUUCAGUUAUUACGUAUAUAGAUAUAUAGUAUAUAGCAUUUAAGCAUCCAAUCUAGAAUUAUACACCAUCACGUUCGUCCUACGCCUUUUCUUUCUUAUACUUCACGCCUAACCCGACUCAGAAGUUUUGAUAUAUCUCGCAAAAUAGCUCAGCCCACUCACAAACGCCGUCAACCCCGUAAACACCACCAACACGCCAUAUCCACUCCCAUACCCGCCCCAGGCUUGGCCCUCCCAGACCUUGCCGCGGAGUAGCGCCUCGCUAAGCGGUCCGCUGAGGACAUUGCCUAUUCCGCGCCCUGUCUCGAGGAGGCCAAACACCAUGCUUAGGUCCGCGGAGGGUUUGCUCUUUUUGACUUCGUGGGAGAUGC